Macadamia integrifolia is the source of this 1020-nucleotide messenger RNA. Its product is annotated as co-chaperone protein p23-2. Gene Ontology annotation, biological process: protein folding; chaperone-mediated protein complex assembly. Gene Ontology annotation, molecular function: protein-folding chaperone binding; Hsp90 protein binding. Bases 274 to 732 code for a protein of 152 amino acids. Gene Ontology annotation, cellular component: nucleus; cytosol. The transcript is spliced from 6 exons. The record is from RefSeq and is a predicted model, not a curated record. Lineage: Eukaryota; Viridiplantae; Streptophyta; Magnoliopsida; Proteales; Proteaceae.
AUGUUGCGUUUGGAGUUUGGACCCGGUUGGUCGUCUCAAGACUCACUCUUGCGUUUCACCUUUUCUGUUAUGCACUCCUGCUCAGUGUGGGCAACCGGAGCGGCAAAGCUAAAAAGCUACGGGGCCUUAUGAACUAUAAAGGUCCUAUCAGUGGGGUUUCUUGACUGGAAUCGUUUCUAGGUUGCCUCUCCGACUUUCCACGGCUGCAGCUUGUCUGCUGCUUCGUUUACCACCUCCAAGUUUCUUCCAAGUUCUCCUUCGCACUUCGUCGUGAUGAGUCGUCAUCCAGAAGUUCUUUGGGCACAGCGUUCUGAUAAGGUUUACCUCACUAUUGCUUUGCCUGAUGCAAAGAAUGUCUCGGUGAAAAGUGAACCUCAGGGGUUGUUUAGUUUCUCUGCUGUUGGUCCACAAGGUGAAUCAUUUGACGUAAGUCUGGAACUGUAUGGGACAAUUGUUCCUGAGGGUAGUAAAGUUAAUGUUGGACUCAGAAACAUACUUUGCUCAAUCCAGAAAGAGCAGAAGGGCUGGUGGAAGAGACUGUUAAGGUCUGAUGAAAAACCUGCUCCUUACAUCAAGGUUGAUUGGAACAAGUGGUGUGAUGAGGAUGAAGAAGAGUCAAUCAAAUCUGACCUUGCCUCGGAUGAUGAUCGCACUGCGGAAAUUGGAGACGAUGAGAGCAGUGAUGAUGAUGGAAUGCUCUAUCUUCCUGACUUGGAGAAGGCUAGCCGCUAAAAGCAAGUAGCAAAGACCCAGAACUAACCAAUACCCCUGGAAUCAAGCACAACCUUUUUCAUAUACGCCUUUCUGAAUUUGAAAUGUGGAAAACAGGAAAUUUGACUUUGAGAGUUUGUUGUAUGUACAUGAUCUAUCUUUGUCAGGAGCUUACACUUGGGAACUAGGGCAUUACCACAUUAGCUUUCUCUUGGAUCAUUGAAUCCUUAACCAUGAUAAACUUAACUGCUACAAUGCUACACUGAAUGUAUGUUGCUUGAAUUUCCAAUCACAAAACCAUUUUGGCCA